Messenger RNA from Porites evermanni, 1085 nucleotides. Lineage: Eukaryota; Metazoa; Cnidaria; Anthozoa; Scleractinia; Poritidae. The record is from the annotation of a GenBank genome assembly.
AUGCGUUAUACAAAGAAAGUUUCUGUUUGGCCAGUUGGUCUGGUGGGAGGAUUAAAAUGGGAAGGACCAAUCUGCAAAGAUGGCUCUGUUAUUAAGUUUUACACUCUCUGGAAACCUGAACGUCCUAUGCCGGUUGAUAUGGCAGGAUUUGCUAUCAAUGUUCAGCUCAUUAUUGAUAAUCCAAGUGCGGUGAUGGAUACCUUUGCAAGCAGAGGAUACCUAGAGUCCUCUAUUGUAAGCAAACUGGCAACAAGAGAAGAGUUCGAGCCUUUGGCAAAUAACUGUAAACAGGUAUUCCUUUGUUCUUACUUAUUAUAUUUUUCUUUAUUAUUUAAAUUAUUAGCCUUCGGGAACAAAGGUCGAAUGCUCUUAAAAUGGUCGUAUCUCGUAGCCUUAGAAAACAGCCGACAUAUCGCGACAUCACCACUAGUUUCACCUCGAAAUUACGUCUUACAAACGAGCGCAGAAAUUCCAUACUGAUAGCGUGUCACUACCCAGAUCUGGGUAGUGAUUUUAAUUGCUUGAAAUUUUGCUUCAACCAAUCAGAAGCACUACCCAGGUCUGGUGGGUAAUGACGUGUCAUUAGUAUGGAAUUUCGCGGAGAAAGCAGUGGUGGGGUUGUGAAAUAUCGGCUGUUUUCUCAGGCCACGUAUCUCGUAAACCGUUUUCAUUUAUUCAAAGUCGUUGGUUUUUCUUGUCCUUAAAAUGUCCCUAUUCAUUUAUGUAGUAAAACGUCUUUGCAGUAAAGUGACGGGACACCUUUUCGUUCAAGCUAACCUGAGCGUAGCCCGUUUUAAUCUUCCCCAGUUUUUCAACCAGAAAAUCAAAUUCCAUUUUCCACCCCAAAUUUUAUACCAGUUUCAGGUUUUCGCGACCUUUGUUUCGGCAAAUGGACUGGUUUUCGCAAAGACAAACGCGAUUUCCCAACUAGAUCCUUUGAUCUAUAAGGUGAAUGCGAUUCUCUUGCAUUCCUUUUUUUUUACACCUAGAUUCUUGUGUGGCACACUCAAACUGGGGACCCCAAAAUGAAGCAAGAAGAUAAAUUAAACAAAAUAGGACGCAAAUCUCCGCCAAUGGAAGUGUAA